CCCAGAACUGGCAGACACCUGCCUGAUGCUGCCAUGGGCCCCCAGCUCUUUGGCUAUGUGGUCCUUUGCCUUCUAGGAGCAGGCCUCUUGGAAGCCCAAGUGACCCAGAACCCAAGAUACCUCAUCACAGUGACUGGAAAGAAGUUAACAGUGACUUGUUCUCAGAAUAUGAACCAUGAGUAUAUGUCCUGGUAUCGACAAGACCCAGGGCUGGGCUUAAGGCAGAUCUACUAUUCAAUUAAUGUUGAGGCGGUUGAUAAGGGAGAUGUUCCUGAAGGGUACAACGUCUCCCGAAAAGAGAAGAGGAAUUUCCCCCUGAUCCUGGAGUCGCCCAGCCCCAACCAGACCUCUCUGUACUUCUGCGCCAGCAGUUUAUCCACAGGUGCUAACUAUGACUACACCUUCGGUUCGGGGACCAGGUUAACCGUUGUAGAGGACCUGAACAAGGUGUUCCCACCCAAGGUCGCUGUGUUUGAGCCAUCAGAAGCAGAGAUCUCCCACACCCAAAAGGCCACGCUGGUGUGCCUGGCCACAGGCUUCUACCCCGACCACGUGGAGCUGAGCUGGUGGGUGAAUGGGAAGGAGGUGCACAGUGGGGUCAGCACGGACCCGCAGCCCCUCAAGGAGCAGCCUGCCCUCAACGACUCCAGAUACUGCCUGAGCAGCCGCCUGAGGGUCUCGGCCACCUUCUGGCAGAACCCCCGCAACCACUUCCGCUGUCAAGUCCAGUUCUACGGGCUCUCGGAGAAUGAUGAGUGGACCCAGGAUAGGGACAAACCCGUCACCCAGAUCAUCAGCGCCGAGGCCUGGGGUAGAGCAGAUCCGCAGUAUUUUGGCCCAGGCACCAGGCUGACAGUGCUCGAGGACCUGAGAAACGUGUUCCCACCCAAGGUCGCUGUGUUUGAGCCAUCAGAAGCAGAGAUCUCCCACACCCAAAAGGCCACGCUGGUGUGCCUGGCCACAGGCUUCUACCCCGACCACGUGGAGCUGAGCUGGUGGGUGAAUGGGAAGGAGGUGCACAGUGGGGUCAGUACGGACCCGCAGCCCCUCAAGGAGCAGCCCGCCCUCAAUAACUCCAGAUACUGCCUGAGCAGCCGCCUGAGGGUCUCGGCCACCUUCUGGCAGAACCCCCGCAACCACUUCCGCUGUCAAGUCCAGUUCUACGGGCUCUCGGAGAAUGACGAGUGGACCGAGGCCAGGGACAGGCCCGUCACCCAGAACGUCAGCGCUGAGGCCUGGGGUAGAGCCGACUGUGGCUUCACCUCCGAGUCUUACCAGCAAGGGGUCCUGUCUGCCACCAUCCUCUAUGAGAUCUUGCUAGGGAAGGCCACCUUGUAUGCUGUGCUGGUCAGUGCCCUCGUGCUGAUGGCCAUGGUAAGGAGGAGGGUGGGAUCGGGCAGAUGAUGGGGGCAGGGGAUG
Symphalangus syndactylus (siamang) is the source of this 1419-nucleotide messenger RNA. RefSeq names its product M1-specific T cell receptor beta chain-like. The record is from RefSeq and is a predicted model, not a curated record. NCBI's taxonomy places the organism in Eukaryota, Metazoa, Chordata, Mammalia, Primates, Hylobatidae.